Messenger RNA from Centropristis striata (black sea bass), 2806 nucleotides. Its product is annotated as CD276 antigen homolog. Bases 72 to 1325 code for a protein of 417 amino acids. NCBI's taxonomy places the organism in Eukaryota, Metazoa, Chordata, Actinopteri, Perciformes, Serranidae. The record is from RefSeq and is a predicted model, not a curated record. The transcript is spliced from 7 exons.
GCGGCUGAGUGACGGGGUGUUUCCCUCCUGAGGGGCUCCGCAGUGUUUCACCGUUAGUUAUUCAGGACAACAUGUUUGGUGUUAAACUUCAGUUCAGCUCUUUGUGUCUCUGUCUGGUUUUAUCCGGAAUAACACUUGGACUUGGACAAGGAGUCAUCAGUGUGACAGAGGACAGUGAUGUUGUUUUACCGUGUUCCCUCAGCACCAAGGAGAACAUCGAGUUCAAGCUGUUUGACUGGAAGAAACCUGCUCAGAAAGAUCAACCUAGGAAGGAGGUGUUCUUCUACGAUGCAGGCGUCCAUUACAACAACGGACAUCCAGGUCAGAGUGAGGAGUUCAAAGGUCGAGUCUUUUUUUCUCAAAAAGAGCUGAAACAAGGAAACGCCUCCAUAACCAUCAGAAACACAACGGUGACUGACCGUGGAAUCUACACCUGUGUUUUUCCUCGUCUGCAGCCACCUCAGAGAUUCCAGAUUAAACUUAUUGUUGCUCUCAUCCUAAAAGUCAGAGAAAUAGCAGGUGCAUCUCCAAAACCAUCUGUCACAAUACUUGAUCACCCAGAGGGUGGGGCGCUGCUGCUGCAGUGUUUUGUUCAAGGUGCUUAUCCAAAACCAGAACUCCAGUGGAAGGACAACGCUGGAAAAAAUCUGACUGCUGCAGAGCCACAGGUCACAGAAAGAAAAGAAAAGGAUGCUACACGCUACGAUGUUACCCUCCAAAUCACAGUGACCAAGACUGACUACUACAGCUGCGUUGCCACACAACAUGAAAUCUACCAUCAGAUUACAUCUGAUAAGAUCUAUGCAUCUCCCAAAGAGAAGCUCAUAUGGCUAAUCGGAGGGUUGUUUCUCGGAUCGGUGCUUUCUGCAUUGGUUGUUGUAGUUUGGUUCAAACGUCAUCAGAUAAUGAGAACAUGUCGCGAAAAAGUGAAACUCGUCAGAGCGGAAGAAGGCAAAACUGUUGUUUUACCGUGUUCUGUCAAGGAGAACAUAGAGUCCAACCACUUUCGCUGGACGAAAGAUGCUCAGGAAAAUGAACUUCCGAAGGAGGUGUUCUUAUACUACAAAGGCAACCAUUACAACAACAGCAGUGGAGGCCAGAGUGAGGAGUUCAAAGAACGAGUCAAACAUAUUCAAACAGAACUGAAAGAUGGAAACGCCUCCAUAAUCAUCACAAACAUAAAGAGGGCUGACACUGGAAUCUACACCUGUGAAUUUCCUCUUCUGGAGCCACCUCAGAGAUUCCUGAUAGGGCUUAUUGUUGACGGACAGGGAGAAGACGAAGAUGAUGAUGGAGCCACAGAGCUUUCACCUUUGUCAGUGUGACCUUCCUGAGCAGUGAAGCAAACAGGAAGUGCCUUCAGAAGUCCAGCAGGGGGCGCCACCGUCCGGCCCUAUCUAUCUAGCCCUACCUAUCUAUCUCAAAACAAAAUGAGAUGACUCCUAUGGAAGCCCAUUUUCAUAGAAGUUAUAGAAAUAAAUAGUAAAACUUGGCACUUUUUUCUGACCUUUUUUGCCCAUAUUAAAUUUAAAUUAUCAGAUAAAAGUCAAAAUAAUUAGAUAAAAAGUCAAAAUAAUGAGAUAAAAAAAAUCAAAAUUAUGAGAUGAAAAAGACAAAAUUAUGAGAUAAAAUUAUAAGAUAAAAAGGGCAAAAUUAUGAGAUAAAAAGGCACAUUCAUGAGAUAAAAAAGUCAAAACUUUGAGAUAAAAAUGAUGAGAUAAUAAAAGUCAAAACUAUGAGAUAAAAUUAAAAACUAUUAGAUAAAAAGUAAAAAUUAUGAGAUAAUAAGUCAAAAUUGUGAGAUAAAAACUGACUUGUGUCUUUUUAUCUCAUAAUUAUGACUUUUUGUCUCAUAAUUUUGACUUAAUAUGGGCAACAACAAAAUAAGCCAAAUUUUUAUUUUUAUUCCUAGCAGAAACGAUCUUCCAUAAACUUGAUUUAUUACCAACAUUCUGGUGUCAAUCUCUAGUUUCAAGUCUUCUCCAAGACAACAUGGUGUGAAUGUGUAAAUAAUGGUCCCAUGUAGAAGAAAAUAGAUGAUAAAGAAGCUUAUGACUCAGACAUGAGUAACUGAACCUAAAUGACUGUAAAUAUUUUGUUGCUGGAGUGUGAAGAUGUUCUUAAAGCUGAGGCCGCUUCAAUCAGAAACAUCUUGUUUCGAUUAUUUUGACUGAUAUUGAAGUGAUUCACAGUAUUAGUGGGAUUCAUCAUGAAUGAAUUAUCUUUAUUUUUCGGCUAUAUAAUUUACAUCUAGAAAAUCAAAUUUCACACAAUUUUUCUCCAUAAAUAAAUCAUUGUUGAGUCAUCAUUCUCAUUGUUAUUCAAAAAUACAAUACCAUGAGUUAUUUUUGUUUUGCAAUAAACAAGCUUUUCUUAAAUGUGCUGAAUAUUAUUAUUAAUAAUAUGUAUGUUAUUAUUAUAUUUUGUAGGCUGGGACGUCUCAACAUUACCUGGGAUUACUUAUGAUAUUUGACACAUUUUGCCUUUCAGAAACAUUGCACUAUAUAUUAAUCUGUAAUGCUUUUUGGAUAAAAUGUCCAUUAUUGUGCAGCACUAUUUAAAAUGUAAGAAAAAAUAAAAUAAUGUUUUUAUUAUUAGUUCAUUUGGAUUACUGCCUUCCCAUUCUGAGGAUUCUGUUUCUAUUUUUUUUUUUUUAUAAAUAAUCUGUUUGUUUCUGCUAUAUAAUCUGAUGAUUGUGGCCUUUUGAAUGUGUUUAUUAUUUGUGCUCAUAUAUCAUGUUGACAACAAAGGCUUUAAAAUGUCAUGUUUGUUUCUUCAUAUUCAACAUUUACAAAAAAACAAAACA